Messenger RNA from Athene cunicularia (burrowing owl), 786 nucleotides. It is a transcript of the gene RWDD1, whose product is annotated as RWD domain containing 1. Gene Ontology annotation, biological process: cytoplasmic translation. The transcript is spliced from 6 exons. The record is from RefSeq and is a predicted model, not a curated record. Gene Ontology annotation, molecular function: protein binding. The coding region runs from base 58 to 573 and encodes 171 amino acids. Lineage: Eukaryota; Metazoa; Chordata; Aves; Strigiformes; Strigidae.
UAUUGUCAGAAAAGCCAACAACUUUCACAAUCACUGUGACAUCUGAAGCAGGAGAAAAUGAUGAAAGAGAAUCUUGACGAUAAUGAUGUCACAGACAUAAUAAAACUACUAGAACAACAGGCAGAAGAAAAUUUAGGAAUGGUAAUGAUCUUCACUCUAGUCUCAGCAGUACAGGAGAAAUUAAAUGAAAUAGUGGAUCAAAUAAAAACACGAAGAGAAGAGGAAAAGAAACAGAAAGAAAGAGAAGCAGAAGAAGAGGAGAAACAACGUUUUCAUGGCACUCCUGUUACCAUUGAGAAUUUCUUAAAUUGGAAAGCAAAGUUUGAUGCAGAACUCCUAGAAAUAAAAAGGAAAAAGAUGAAAGAAGAAGAACAAGCAGGCAAAAAUAAAUUAAGCGGUAAACAGCUGUUUGAAAUGGAUCACAACCUCGACACCUCUGACAUCCAGUUCUUGGAGGAAGCUGGUAACAGCGUGGAGGUUGAUGAAUCUUUAUUCCAAGAAAUGGAUGAUUUAGAGUUGGAGGAUGAAGAGGAUGACCCUGACUACAACCCUGUUAAUUUAGACAGUGAUUAGACUUUUUUUGAACUGGCUCUGUCAUCAGUAUGGACAUAUGUAAGGAGAGAGGGGCAGGCAGGAAAGCCACAGCAUCUGUGGUUUUAGUAAUGUGUCUUUUUUUCUUUUUUUCCAAAGAAAAAUAACCAAAAUAUUUUAAAUCCAGGAGAAUGGUCUUCUGAUGACUCAUCGUAAAUAAAUUUAAUAUUACAAAUUAAAAAUUUGAUGAAUAGU